AUACGAAUUUUAUCUUCGAGUGCUGUAAGUAUCUCUCACUCGUUCGCUUCGCUCACUAGUAAGAGAUAUGUAAUAUCGUCUAUUCAUGAAUUAACAAGUGUUUAUAGCUUCCUAAUCCCACUCCAUUGGCUGGUUUUCGUCGAAGGUUCUUCUGACAUAUGUAACGAAUUUCUCUUUCACGAUUUAGUGUAGGCUACCAUUAAUCCUUUCCUCUAACUUAUUUUAAACUGUAACUUGUUUUAAAACGGACACCUUUGAUCAUACUUCAUUUUAAAAUCAAAAUUUAAUUCAUCCAGCGUCAGACACUGUUCCCCACCAGAAAUUUUACUCUAGUCUAUGAUGUUGAAGAUCAACAUUCGUCGAAAAUGGAAGAACAGAUCGAUUUUGUCACGCUGCAGAUCGCGUGCAAAGUGUCUGCCAUCCCCAGUGACCUUUCUGAUUUUUAAAUGUGAUGGACGCGAACAUUACUCUGAUCUCAUUAUAAAGAACCGAUGCGUUUUUUGAUUUAUGUGAAUUGCUUAGUGUAAUGUUACAGUUUUUUUUUCUAUUUUCAAUGAAUAGCAUCGCCAGCGGGCAAGAGAAAGCGAGUCUUGUUUCCUGAUUGUGUCCAACUUAGCAGUGUUUCAACAGUUUUAAUACACUCAAAUCCCUUAACCCGGCUCUUGACCAUAUGUCGUCGUCUAAGAGCUAAAGCGGGAACCAACACAAAUUGUAAUCAGUUGAAUGCGUCACGCGAGUUGCUGUCUCGCAGACGGGAGAGUAAAAUUACUGAGCUUUGCUUAUUCAAUUGAAAUUGCCGUUCCAUCCUACGCUAUCCGUCUCCCAUCAGCCAUCUUAGACUAACGUAGGGCGUUUUCAGGGGAAUUGAAAGGAUGUUUUCUCAUUCCCUAUUUGAUUUGUCUGAUCCUGGCUGGUGUUCCUGCUUUGGUUUUGGAAAUUAGUUUGGGACAGUACACAAGUCAAGGCGCCAUCACGGCAUGGAAAAUCUGUCCAAUUUUCCAGGGUUAGACAUAUGUUAUUUACCAGCCUGGAGGUCCGUAUUGGGAAAAACUGUAUCCGAGGUUUUUGAUAACGCACGCGGCCGUCAAGACAGAGGGCGCAAUUUUUCCCAAUACGGACCGACCUAGGCAGGUGAAUAACACUUUUAUUUUUCCUUAAACUUACCAAAAGAAACCAACUUGCAACUUUUAACGAGAAGAUAGUGGAGAAAAGAGGUAAUUCAAAAUAAAGAGAGUGACCUCUCCGAGACAUUUUUGUUAGCAUAAUGAUUAAGGUGAUUGCAAAGGCCUCCAGACGAAAAACUAGCCAAACACAACGGGAUUUAAUGCAACUUUUACGCCGUAGCGCCCAGAAAAACUAGCUAAACACAACGGGAUUUAAAGCAACUUUUACGCCGGAGCGCGCGGAAUGAGUCAAUCAGAUUCUAAUAGCUAGGAUCCCAGACCCCUGAAAUGGUUGGGGAGAAAAUAAAUUGGUAAUUCUCCACUUUUCUUCCGGCUUUCGAAUACUUUAAUUGAGCAGUCUCGCGGUGGAUCAAAAGAGUAUUAAGUCGAUUAGGCCGAUCAACGAAGUAUACACCUUUUCCCGGCACCUGGGCUACCAACUUAGUACAAAGCCUUUUGCUGGGAUUGAGAAAGUAAUUUGAUAAUUUUUUAUACCUCGUAAAAGGAAUUUGAUACCUAAUUGUGGCUUAUAGUGUGUGCCACAAUGUGUUCGAAGGCAAAUUGGGAGUUGCUCAGGUUUAGGGCCUUAAAAUAUUCUUCUUAGGCGUCAAGCUAGUUAACUUUCAUUGUAUUGCAGUUUACACGAGAGGAUUUAUUUGUCGUCAUCAACAUAGUUAGCGUUAUCAUCAUGAGUUGUCACAAAAUUUGCUGUCACUCUAGGUAUCGGCUACGCUGGGGUGCUGGUUAUGCAGUACGUUAACAUUUACUAUACCGUGAUCCUUGGCUGGGCAUUUUAUUACAUGUUUGCCUCGUUCCAAUCCACGCUACCGUGGUCACAUUGUGGAAAUAAAUGGAACACACCAAACUGUGUGGAGAGCGGUGAAAGAGUAAAUAUCUCUAAACAAAAUUGUUCGGCCAUAACCAGCGUUUCAGCAAGUCAGGAAUACUGGGACUACAGAGUUCUGCGACUUUCUGGCGGCUUGGAAGAAGCAGGUCAUGUGAACUGGGACCUAGCUUUGUGCCUGUUGUUGGCUUGGAUUGUUUGCUAUCUGUGUGUGUGCAAAGGUGUCAAGUCCAGUGGAAAGGUUGUGUAUUUCACUGCCACAGCUCCAUAUCUGCUGCUGACCGCAGUGUUAAUCCGUGGUGUCACUCUGCCAGGAGCUGCCGACGGAAUUAAGUUUUAUCUGACUCCUGAUCUGUCAAGACUUAGUGAUGGCCGGGUAUGGCUUGAUGCCGGCACCCAGGUGUUUUUCUCGUAUUCCAUUGGCAUGGGAACCAUGACGGCGCUUGGGAGCUAUAAUAAAUACAAGAACAACUUUUACAGGGACUCGAUUUUUUUCAGCUUCUUCAAUAGUGGAACCAGUUUUUAUGGCGGAUUUCUUAUCUUUUCAGUGCUGGGCUUUAUGGCCAAAAAUCAAGGAGUGCCCAUAGAGGACGUCGCUAAGCCAGGUCCUGGACUGGCUUUUAUAGUCUACCCUGAGGCUGUAGCUCAGAUGCCCUUAGCUCCUUUGUGGUCAGCUAUGUUUUUCUUCAUGAUCAUUUUGCUGGGCCUGGACAGUGAGUUUGUAGGUAUCGAGGGUUUUGUUACCGCCGUUGUGGAUUCGUAUCCUCAAUACCUAAGACGCGGCUACCGCAAGGAAAUUUUCACUGCUGUUGUGUGCGCGGUCUGGUUUCUCCUCGGCCUGACUAUGGUUACUGAGGGCGGAAUGUACGUUUUCCAGUUAUUUGAUCACUACUCUGGGAGCGGAUCUGUACUGUUGCUGGUGGUCAUCUGUGACUGUCUGGCCAUGGGAUGGUUGUAUGGUCGCAAUCGUUUCUAUGACAACAUGGAAAGCAUGCUGGGAUUUCAAAUCAAUCCAUGGAUCGGUUGGUGCUGGUGUUUUUUUGCGCCCAGUUUUUGUGCGUUCAUCUUUAUCUUUAACCUUGUUACGUACAAGCCCAUGAGUUACGGUCCGUACGUUUAUCCAGGCUGGGGCCAAGCUAUUGGUUGGUUGUUGACGGCAACCUCGCUAACCUGUAUACCGGCUGUGAUGAUAUACAAACUGAUAAAGACCACAGGAACGAUCAGAGAGCGUUUGAACAAGUUGAUUAUACCUGACAUUGAAGAGAAAAGGGAAGACGUUGAACUUGGAGAUCGUGAAGGAAAUCAGGCUGCUCUGUUGAAGAAAGACAACGAUAAAAACGAGCAGAAAGCGUGACUGAUGAAUAUUUCGAUACACUUUAUUCUUUGUUGGAAUAUUUGCAAAGUUAACGUCAGUUUAUUCUACUGUGUGUGAUAUCAUUUCCAGAUGCUAAAACAUGAACGGGUUAUAAUUAUGUAGCAUUGCAUUUUAGAUUUUGGACUCUAGUAUUAGACUUAAGAUUUUAGAUUUUUACUGUAGUUUAUUUCGGUAUGCCCAUUAGCUUAUACUAUAUAUGAGUACAUCGACAAUUAACCCUAUUACUGUUAAGAUCUCAUAAGCAAUUCUCCUUACUGUCUGCCAUAAAAUUCUUAUGAUGAUGAUUGGGAGAUUUUGGUCUUCGAUCAACUAAUAAUAAAUUCUUUAUUCUCAUCACUUGUCUACUUGACAUCAAAGCACAGCAAAGGGGCGAAGACGGGGGAAGGGGAUCCCGAAGCACAGCUAGGGAGCGAAGAGGGGGGGAUCCUGGAGUGAUAAUAGGCGGGGAUAGUUUUAAAAUUUUCUCUGGAGGGCAUCGUUGCUAAUAAUGUCUAGAAGUGUAGCUGAAGGCAUGUAAACCGGAAUGGGCUUAUUAGUUCGAGCUGGCCGGAGGUUUCAAUUAAUUGAAUUAAUUUUGACUGCUUACUCGUUAGAUCGCGGGUUUCUGUCACAGCUUUGUUUUCCAUUUAUGAAGUAAAUAUUUCAGUUCACUCUCGAGAAAGAUCACCCGCUGUUGCUUUACGUUUUCUGCAUACUGGUGCAAGGUGUUGUUGUUGACUUGCAUGACUAAAAUUGCGUAACGCUUGACUAUCGCACUUAGUCAUAGUUGUUUUUUUUAAAGUUUCUUUUUUAUCUCUCAGGUUCCAAAAUGCGAAGUUUUGAAUCGUGUAUCAGAUACCUGCACAAUAACAAGCAAAUUGAAAGAUGACAAAGUUACAGUGGGAAAGCUGCAGAUGCCGGCUAUUCACGAAGUGGUAUUUUACAUGACAAUCCUAAUCGAGAUAAACAAACAAUAUACAGCAAGCGAAAAGUGCUUUUGGAUACAAUAUAGGACAACAGUGACCUAUAAGUCAAAGUCCAUACUUGUGACACGGCCAGUUGAACUUAAUCAUGUGAGGAUCAAAGGUCCGCUAGUGGAAAACAAUAACUAUACACAUGUCAAAUAAUUACUUAAAAUAAGUGUAAACCUUUUCUCAAAGUUUCAAAGUAAAGUCCUUCAAUUACUGGCA
Molecule: messenger RNA, 4551 nt
Organism: Stylophora pistillata
Lineage: Eukaryota; Metazoa; Cnidaria; Anthozoa; Scleractinia; Pocilloporidae
Product: sodium- and chloride-dependent GABA transporter 2
Biological process (GO): sodium ion transmembrane transport; amino acid transport; nitrogen compound transport
Cellular component (GO): plasma membrane
Source: RefSeq, a predicted model, not a curated record